This is a messenger RNA of Lachancea lanzarotensis, 2178 nucleotides long. RefSeq names its product LALA0S01e12178g1_1 (gene STT3). Gene Ontology annotation, molecular function: dolichyl-diphosphooligosaccharide-protein glycotransferase activity. The transcript has a single exon. Gene Ontology annotation, cellular component: membrane. Gene Ontology annotation, biological process: post-translational protein modification. NCBI's taxonomy places the organism in Eukaryota, Fungi, Ascomycota, Saccharomycetes, Saccharomycetales, Saccharomycetaceae. The coding region runs from base 1 to 2178 and encodes 725 amino acids. The record is from RefSeq and is a predicted model, not a curated record.
AUGGCUCAGAGUCAAGCACUUCGCUGGAUUCAGCUGCUGCUGAAAUGUACGAUCUUCCUGUCGAUGACUGGGGCGGCCGUUUCGUCGAGAUUAUUCUCGGUUAUUAGGUUCGAGUCCAUUAUUCACGAAUUCGACCCUUGGUUUAACUUCAGAGCCACCAAGUAUUUGGUGAACCAUGGCUUCUACAAGUUUCUGAACUGGUUCGAUGACCGUACGUGGUACCCAUUAGGAAGAGUGACCGGUGGAACACUGUACCCUGGUCUGAUGGCAACAUCUGCAGCCGUGUGGCACGGACUUCGUAAGAUUGGUCUUCCCGUGGACAUUAGAAACGUAUGUGUUAUGUUUGCACCUGCGUUUUCGGGUGUCACAGCUUGGGCCACAUACCAUUUGACCUGCGAAAUCAAAGAUUCGGGUGCAGGAUUGUUGGCAGCUGCUUUCAUUGCCAUUGCUCCCGGUUAUAUCUCGAGAUCUGUUGCGGGUUCGUACGAUAAUGAGGCCAUUGCAAUCACCCUUUUGAUGGUCACUUUUAUGUUUUGGAUUAAGGCCAUGAAGACGGGUUCGAUCAUGCAUUCCACUCUCGCUGCUGUGUUCUAUUUCUACAUGGUAUCUGCGUGGGGUGGUUAUGUAUUCAUUACCAACCUAAUUCCGCUACAUGUGUUCAUAUUGAUCCUCAUGGGUCGUUAUUCCACACGUCUCUAUUCCGCGUACACCACUUGGUACGCCAUUGGCACAAUGGCAUCAAUGCAAAUCCCAUUUGUUGGAUUUUUGCCAAUCAGAUCAAACGAUCAUAUGGCAGCGCUUGGAGUAUUUGGAUUAACUCAGAUUGUAGCAUUGGGAAGUUUUAUCAAAUCUCAAGUUUCCUGGGCCAAAUUCAAAACCGUGAUGGUUGUGUCGAUUGCUUUCCUUCUCGCCGUUGGUGUCUUUGGUCUUUUCGCUCUCACUUAUUUUGGUUACAUUGCUCCUUGGACCGGAAGAUUCUAUUCCUUGUGGGACACCAACUAUGCCAAGAUUCACAUUCCAAUUAUCGCGUCGGUUUCUGAACAUCAGCCUACAGCAUGGCCAGCAUUUUUCUUCGAUACCCAGUUCCUUAUUUGGCUAUUCCCAGCCGGUGUCUUUUUGCUGUUUUUGGAAUUGAAAGACGAACAUGUUUUCAUUAUUGCAUACUCCGUUUUGUGUUCUUAUUUUGCCGGUGUUAUGGUCAGAUUAAUGCUGACAUUGACGCCCAUUAUCUGUGUUUGUUCUGCGGUAACCAUCUCCAAAUUAUUCGACGUUUACGCUGACUUUUCCUCAAAGGCCACGGACGCAACCGUUGCAUCCCCAAUUUCUCAGAAGACGCGUAUCAUGACUUUAGUGACCAAGCUGACUGUAUGUGGUACAUUUUUGGGGUACCUAUAUUUGUUUGUUUACCACUGCACUUGGGUUACUUCCAAUGCAUACUCUUCUCCAUCUGUUGUCUUACCUUCGCGUAAUCAAGAUGGCUCCCCAGCUUUGAUCGACGAUUUCCGUGAAGCAUACUAUUGGCUACGUAUGAACACUGCUGAUGAUGCUAAGGUGGCGUCAUGGUGGGAUUACGGCUACCAGAUUGGUGGAAUGGCUGAUAGGACUACUCUUGUUGACAAUAACACAUGGAACAACACUCAUAUUGCUAUAGUGGGCAAAGCUAUGUCCUCGCCUGAGGAGAAAGCGUAUGAAAUUUUGAAGGAACACGAUGUUGACUACGUGCUGGUAAUUUUUGGUGGUUUGAUAGGAUUUUCAGGCGACGACAUUAACAAAUUUUUGUGGAUGGUGCGUAUCUCUGAAGGAAUAUGGCCGGAUGAGAUUAAAGAAAGAGAAUAUUUUACUUCAUCAGGUGAGUAUCGUAUGGACGAGGCGGCACCUCAAACCAUGAAGGAUUCUUUGAUGUACAAGUUAUCGUAUUACAGAUUCCCAUCGCUCUUUAAUGGUGUGGAGGGAACCGACCGUGUUCGUGGGCAGAGAAUCAGACAACAGGAUGUUGGCGAACUAGACUACUUCGAGGAGGUGUUUACUUCAGAAAACUGGAUUGUGAGACUAUACCAGUUGAAAGAACAAGAUCCCUUGGGUAGAGAUCUACAUUCUGCGGGAGAAUUUGCCCGUAGCUCGGCGCGUGGGUUUAAAAAGAGAAUUGCGAAAAAACCUUCUGUUGACGUGAGAGUUUAG